UUCUGUCGAAUCAUCACUAUCUGACAAGAGCCUCAGCAAUACGGAAUGGAGCAAGUCAAUGAGCUCACCCAAGACGUGCUGCAAGAUCAUGAUCAGGCUUCCAAGAGACUCCCCAGAGCUGGCAAAACGCCACAUAUCAUAUUUCCCCCUCACACAGUUGCCCACAGCUUGCCCAUGAUGGUCAUUAAAGUCUGUUGGUCAUUGCAUCAGAGUGACCUGGAGCAUCGCACCUCCGUCGACGCGACAUGCACUUGUCAAGUUGAUUAUCAGUCUUGGCCAGAAGAUGGGGCCAAUGCAUCAAAAUGCGUAGCUCUUGAAAGAAAUGGUCUCCACCUGGGAACGCUCGUUGUGACAGCGGUCACACACCCCAGCCUCCAUCUCUCAGUCAGCCAGGUUCCCAGUGGCUCCUUAACUCCCAUAAAUAGCCUGUGAAUGGUUACUAAAAAUCUCCACUUUGACAUUUGCACAACAACAAGCUGAAGAGGCAGAGCAGCAAUGACUUUGUACGAGAGUAGACGGCGCAAUCUUGCCGUUCGUAUUCAAUAAACCAU
Cryphonectria parasitica EP155 is the source of this 551-nucleotide messenger RNA. RefSeq lists its product as uncharacterized. Lineage: Eukaryota; Fungi; Ascomycota; Sordariomycetes; Diaporthales; Cryphonectriaceae. Bases 175 to 432 code for a protein of 85 amino acids. The record is from RefSeq and is a predicted model, not a curated record. The transcript has a single exon.